Messenger RNA from Fusarium fujikuroi IMI 58289, 825 nucleotides. RefSeq lists its product as uncharacterized. Bases 1 to 825 code for a protein of 274 amino acids. The transcript is spliced from 6 exons. The record is from RefSeq and is a predicted model, not a curated record. NCBI's taxonomy places the organism in Eukaryota, Fungi, Ascomycota, Sordariomycetes, Hypocreales, Nectriaceae.
AUGACCGCUUCUCAGGCGGAUCCCGAUCCUCACUCUCCAACAACCAAUGGUCUCUUCACUAUUCCGCAACUCUUCAGAAUCCAGACUACUUUGGAGCCGAGCCUUAACAAGGAGGUGAAAGCGGCCCUAACAAGGCGCGCUGCUCGGAUGAACCAAUGGACUUUCUUCAACAAGAAAAUCGAAGCCUUCAAGGCUCAGUCAAACGAUGGAAGCACUCCUUCAACCCCCGUCAAGAAGGCGACUCCUGGUCGGAAGCGAGCCCCCAAGGCCAAGAAGGGCGGUUCCGAUGAACAAUCAGCCGCUCAGGUCAUGGAAAACCAAAUGUACCAGGCACAGCCAGUGCUCACUGGCAACUUCAUGCCUAUGGACGAUGUAUUUCGACCGUUGGCACGAGGUAUUGGUGAGACGCUUGAGCACCAUCCAUUUUCAGGGCUAGCCCUACCAGGGCGCGCUCCCAACCCCACGCCUGAUACCACUGAGCGAGCCCCUAAAGGACAGGUCGUUGUCGCCUCUCAGCAAGUCCCCGAGGACCAGCUUGUCGUUGCUGCUCAGCAGCAUGUAUAUCAACCGGCCAUGCCUUACACCCACAUAGUCCCCCAAUACCCUCCACCCAUGCCGCCUAUGGGUUAUAUGCCGAUGCUGCCCCCAGCCAUGGCUCCCAUCGCAGCUCCUGGCGGCUUUACCUAUAUGGACAUACCUCAGCAUCCUCAUCUACAGUUCAAUGAGCCUAUGCAGAUAUACCCAGGCCCAUCUCACCAUGGGUAUGCAGGCCCAGGGCCAUCCUGCCCGCUCCGGCGUGACAGCGUACUGGGGUUGCCUGUGUAG